This is a messenger RNA of Papilio polytes (common Mormon), 2101 nucleotides long. Its product is annotated as interaptin-like. NCBI's taxonomy places the organism in Eukaryota, Metazoa, Arthropoda, Insecta, Lepidoptera, Papilionidae. The record is from RefSeq and is a predicted model, not a curated record. The coding region runs from base 48 to 2060 and encodes 670 amino acids. The transcript is spliced from 11 exons.
AUUUUUUAAAGUUAGGUAUUUGAUAUAAGUAAAUUAAUAAAAUAGCGAUGGCGAAUGAAAUCCAAUUAUUAAACAACAUAUCAUCGGAAGUUGAUGAAUCGAAGUUGAGAAUAUUUUUCACCAUUCAAUGCAGUAAAGCCCAGGCAUCUUUAUUAGCUAGAUUGAAAAACAAAAUAAAAGAGCAGAAAAAUGUUCUUAACUUUAUCACUGAGGGGAAUAAAAAGAUAGAAGUCGAAAUAAAAUUAGCUGAGCAAGAACUAAACAAUUUAAUUAUUGCUCAUAAUACUAUAAAAUCUGGAAAUAUAGAAACAAGAAAGGAGUUGUUGCUCAAACAUGAAGAAGAGGUGGAAUAUUCCAAAAGAAUAGAAGCAGGAGAAAAGAAAUAUGAACAACUUUGGUUGUCGAGUAAAGGCAGGUUUGAAAACCUACCUUUUGUUAAACUAUGUCUAGAUGGGAAGAAUAAGAUUCAGUUAAUAGAAAACAAUAUAAAUAAUCUUAGUAAUAAAUGUGCUGCUCUCUCUGAUGAAAUAAAAUUAAAGAAGCGCGCGGCACAAGAUCAUACCCAAAAACAUGUGAUCGAUCUUGCAAAAUUCAUCAUUAACGAUAGACCAAAAGUAUUAAAAAUGAUACAAGAGAGGAUUAAUGAAAUUCAAGACAUGACUAUAGAAAUAGAAAAAUUACAACAACCAAUGAUGGACAGCCAAUAUUCUAAAGUAAAAAUAAUAGAAUUAGAGGAAAAUUCACUACCAGAGAAGGCAGAGGACAACAAGAAAUUUGCCCAUGAUGAGAAUGACGCCAUUCUUAUGCCGAAACUACAACUUAUGGACAUCGACCUAGAUAUGCUAGGUGUUAAAUUAGAUCAGAUUAAAAAAAUUGAACUCAACGUGACACCGACUCCGGAAUAUAAAAUGAAUUCUCUUGGAUAUAAAAUGGACGUUGCGCAUUCUUCGACUACCUUCAAUAAUAAGUGGGAAUCGUAUUGCGAGCAAAAUAAAAGCUAUUCAGAUAGAAAGUUAAUCCAUAUUUUAGGCGAUAUCACUCUUGGGAGAAGUCAAACUCUCAACAUUAUUUCAAAAGUUGAUCCUAAUACCCUUCAAAAUGUCAAUACCAUUGGAUCACAUAAAACACCAGAACUUUUGAAAAUUUGUUCUCUACCUGAAGAAAAGGUAAACCAGUCAUUGAAAGAGAUAAAAGAAAAUGCUGACGAUAAUGAAGAGCAAAUUAAUGUGCAGUCGCACGCAAUUUUGGAUAAGAAGAAGAAAAAAGUCUCAUUUGAUUUAUCGAUGGAAAAUGUUCAAAACGAAUUAACUGAAAUACAAAAUAAUAUGGAUGUAAAUGCUGAAGAUGGGAAAAUUUAUGAAACUUUGAACAGUCGGGAUAUCAGCUUGGAGAGUGAUGAAGGCAAUGAUAAAUUAAAAGACAAAAUUCUUAUUUCUCAUAAACUUGAUACUACUCCGGAAUUCGUUUACGCUAAACAUUUGAUCAAUAAGAUGCCUGAAAACAAAAUUAUAACUUCUAAAUUUUUUGAUGCUACUAAAGUGUCUGAGCCUAAUGUCAUAUCCAAUGAGGCUGCAGAACAAAAUACAAAAAUACAGGAAAUAAAAGAAGACUGUUUUACCAAACCACAGAUUAUGUCCGAAAAUAAAACAUUUGUUGAAACAAACUCAAAGAUUGGUGAAGACCAACAAUCGAAAUUUCAAAUUAGUGGUCUAUUGUUUGACCAUUGUGGAUCACAAGUGAUACCCGAUUCCCUGAAUCUAUCUCUCAACGCUACUGGACUUGAUGUUGAUGACAGUUAUCCUCAAUGCUUAGAUUCAAGUGUUUUAUUAUCACCUAAAGCUGACAUGGCCAUGGAUGGAGCAAAUAUUACAGCCAUGCCUCAAGUUCCAGAUUUUAUGUCAGGUAUCCAUAAAACUGGAUCUUCAUUUUUUGAACGCUUAACAGAUGAUAAUAAACCCAACUCUAGUACUUCAAACACAGGAGGUAAUUUCAAUUUUAACUUCAGUGGUGAAGAAAAGAAAAAAGGGAGAGGAUUCUUUAGUAUGUUCUUUAAUAAAUAAAUGUUUGUUGUCAUUAGUCAAAGUAAAUAUAUAUGAUACAC